AUGCUCCAUCUUCUCCGCCCCGUCCCGUCGUCAUCUCAACUUUCCGUCACGCCCUCUGUGAUAUCCACCAUCACGACCGCCGCGCAAGAGAAAAUGAUGAGCGGACGUCCGUGCAAAGAUAACAACUACUGGGGCUUCUGCAAAGGCGCCUGGGCAACCCGCGAAGAUGAAAGUAAGGGUCUUGUUCUCAUAUCAAGACCAGAAGGGAUGUUCAAGUCAAGUCAGGCAUGGCAAUGCCGCCACUGCCUUUUCGAAGGUCUGUCAUGCAGCGUCCCGCAUCCGACUAAGAAAAACAAAAAGGAGGCUAUUCUCGAUGACCAGAUUCGUACUUCUACGAUGGGGAUCCGAUAUCGUUGGUCUUUCCUGGCAAAGUCGCACGUCAAGAAGACUAGCUACUCAGUUGGUGGGCGGAAUGGUGCGGGUGAGGAAACGGAGUGUAACUUUGGCUGCGUCAUUUGCAGUGUGGAGGGCAAUGUGACUGGCAUCUACGGCAGUGCGGAAGCGCUCAUGGAUCACAUCGCGAAUGAGCAUGUUUAUGCCGGAAAUAUGAACCAUAUGACCAUGAUGAGGAGUAAGGUCAUUGUUGGGCGGACCGCGGGGGAAGGGGAAGAAUGGGACGUCAAUAUUCCGAGCCAGGAGUCCUUGAUUUUCUAA
This is a messenger RNA of Didymosphaeria variabile, 654 nucleotides long. RefSeq lists its product as uncharacterized. The record is from RefSeq and is a predicted model, not a curated record. The coding region runs from base 1 to 654 and encodes 217 amino acids. Lineage: Eukaryota; Fungi; Ascomycota; Dothideomycetes; Pleosporales; Didymosphaeriaceae. The transcript has a single exon.